AUGUCCUGCGCAAGUCUCUGCUCGUCGCUCACGUUUCCAGCUUCGGAUUUUCCGGUCGACCUCUGCCGAGUGGUCUUGACUGUUCAAACUAGCGAUGAAUCUGAGACUUACAUGGAAGUGUGGCUCCCAGAGAAUGGCGAAUGGAACGGACGCACAAUGAACACAGACAAUGGCGGCGUCAAUGGCUGUGUUCAUUACGUUGACAUGAAAUACGUCUCUGGACGUGGCUUUGCAGCCAUUGGCGACAACGCCGGCCACAACGGAUCUUCUUUCGACGGCUCCUGGUUCGCCGACUCAAACGAAGUUGUCCUUGAUUGGGUCUACCGUGCCCGUCACUCUGCUGUUGUCGCUGGUAAAGAAGUUGUCGAUCAAUUCUACGGUGAAGCUCCAGAAUACUCUUACUAUAUCGGUUGCUCGGCCGGCGGCGCACAAGGGCUCAAGUCCGCUCAGAUGUACCCAGGCGAUUUCGAUGGUAUCAUUUCUGGCUCUGCUGCUGCCGACUUCAAUCAUCUCCAAGCAUGGAGUGGCCGGUUCGUGCAACUCACUGGUACUGGAACCGACGACGACAGAUUCUUGACUCAAGACGACUGGAUCACGGUUCAAGCCGCUAUCUUCGACCAAUGCGACGAGAGACUGGAUGGUGUCAACGAUGGCAUUCUUGAAGACCCAAUGCUUUGUGUAUUUGACUCCACUGUCCUCGCAUGCUCCAACAACGCAACUCUAUCCGGCUGCUUGACUGAUACCCAAGUGGAAACGGUCGAUAAAGUAUUUACCGAGCUCUACAACACUGAAGGCGAGUUGCUAUACCCGGCUCUCCUCUAUGGAUCACAAGUCGAUGCAUUUCGUCUUGGACAACUCUCCGGAAGUAUUCAAGGAAUUUCCAAAGACUGGUACCUCUACGCUGUGGUCAAUGGUUCGCAGCCGAACUGGGAUGCUAUCACCGAUCUCGGACAGGAUGAGUAUGCCUUGGCCGAUUCCCUCGAUGAAUAUCACGGCAACGUCUCCCAGUUCUCUGGCGAUCUCUCUGGCUUCCAAGCGGCGGGCAGCAAGAUGAUAAUGUAUCACGGUCUGGCUGACCCACUAGUCUCGGGCGCCAACAGCCAGAGAUACUAUCUCAAGGUUGCCAAAACUCUAGGUCUCGACAACAUCGGCAUGGAUGACUUCCUGCGCUUCUUCAGAAUUUCAGGCAUGGCACACUGCGGCGUUGGUGGCAUCUCUGGAGCAGGAGCUUGGAUGUUUGGCCAAAACGGCGCCGCUUCUGUCGCUACGCACAACAUCAUCGAUUAUCUCCAGGACUGGGUUGAGGAUGAUAACGCUCCAGACACUAUCAUCGGAACGAAGUAUUGGUACGACGAGGUUGACAACGGCAUCCAGUUCGAGCGAGCUCACUGCCGAUUCCCUUACCGCACCACCUAUGUAGAUGGAGACUAUACUGAGAUCGACUCAUGGAAUUGCACGAUGAUCGAAGAUUGGCAGGAGUGCGGCGUGGGCGCACUGCCUAGACUUUGCAAUGUCGAUGGCAGUUUCACGUAA
This is a messenger RNA of Pseudocercospora fijiensis CIRAD86, 1533 nucleotides long. RefSeq lists its product as uncharacterized. The transcript is spliced from 2 exons. Bases 1 to 1533 code for a protein of 510 amino acids. Lineage: Eukaryota; Fungi; Ascomycota; Dothideomycetes; Mycosphaerellales; Mycosphaerellaceae. The record is from RefSeq and is a predicted model, not a curated record.